GGGUGUGGGAGUGUCGGUGUCAGUGGUAUUGGUAUCGGAGCAGCGGGAGUGGUAUCGACGUCAGCGGUUGUGGUCCCAGUGCCAUUGGAAGUGGUACCGGUGUUAGUGGUUGUGGACUCGAUGCCAGUGAGAGUGGUAUCGGUAUUAGUCACGCUGAUAUUGGUGUCCAUGCCUGUGGUAUCGGUGUGAAUAAGUGUGGGAACUGUGUCCCUCUCGAGCUUCGGCGAUUGGCUGGGAAGGGACGAUAAGGCUAAUUGGGGUGUCGUCGUCUGGAGGUUUUAUAGAGCGCAGUUGAUCCUCGUCCCGUGGGGAGCGCGUGGUGGAAGCAGACCGUGAUCGAUGACCGAGAGAUAUGGAGUUUCGAGAAGUAUUUGAGAAGUAUUCUGGGCGUUCAAGGGGAAAAGCCCUCGAUGUACAAAAAGAUCUUGCCAACGAGUGAAAGUGUGAGAGCGAAAGAGAAUGGCGAAGGAAGGGAGAAGCGUUCCCAUUUUUCUCAAGGCCCACGAAAUAGAGAGGACGUUGACUGAGGCUGGACCAACAUAUGUAACAACGCGUGAUCGAGGGGGAUUCCACAGACACUUGUACCACGGAGUGCCUGCAUGACAGCGCUACAGGUGUCCCAGGCGCAUGAUACUAUUUUUGGAGUUUGACAGCGGACUGAUGAUACGUGAUUAGUUUUGUACCUUAUAUUUAUGAAGCAAAGUAUGGUCACUGGAAGGAUAGGCGGAAAAGAAGUCAAUGCAGUGAAUAUGCGCUGACCACGCCACAUGAUUUUUGGAGUAUUCACAUCAACCCAACAAAGCUUUCCAAGUGAAGACGUCUGCCGAGGGAGCCGAAGUAGCAUGCAACCUCGGUCAGAUGUUGCUCUCGCGCCCCGUGACAUGCCCCCAGCGGAAGGCCCGGCCACUUCCCACGGCUCAGGCUCCGCGCCCCUACAAGUCCUCUUUCUUCCAAAUCUUCUUGGACCUGAAGCUUCCCUCCAUGCCCCUGCCAUCGCGCCUCCUGCCCCUCGCCCUCCCCUCGCUCCCCGAGUCGCUCUCGUCCCUCCUCCUCAAGGUCAAGCAGCUGGGUCGUGUCUCGAGGACCGAAAAGGGGUCUUCGCUCCUCCCGUCGCUCUCGUGCGUUGCCAAGGACCCUCGCUCGCUCGCGCCCUCCCCCCUCCCCCCGGCAGAUGCCACUCCCUGCUGCUCUUGCUCCUCGUGCCGCCGUUGCUGCUCCUGCUGUUACUGCCGAGAUCCGAAGGCGCAAAGGACCUCCGACGCUCGCUGGUUCACCUGGCUCCUCAGCAGCAGCGUCGCUUCGGCAGCGGAGGGAGGCGUCGCAGGCGGCAGCGGCGGCGGCGGGUCGGGCCACGCCAAGAGCUGCGGCAGGUGCGGCGGCGGCUUCUCCAUCUUCUUCAACAAGCGGGUGAGGUGCGGCGGCUGCGACUUGGCCGUGUGCCGCAAGUGCGCGCCCUGGAGUGCCGCAGACAAGGCCUACGUGUGCGGCGUCUGCUCGCAGCCCGCGCCGCCCACGCAGACCCAGCCCGAGUCCCCCAACACACAGGCUGACGCAGCCCAGCUCAAGGAAGUCGAGGAGAACGUGAGGGCGCACAUCGAGGCCCUUGUCGAGGGUCAGGUCGGGGGUCCGCUCGACCAGGUCAACGCCGUCCCCAAUUUGACCCAUUCCAAAGCGAGAGACCUGUUCACACGCCACCACGGAGCCCUCAGUCGGGAUAUCACAGCGCUCAAGUAUUCGCUGCAAAUGUCCAUAUUGAACCGCCCACUGCCCCCAGAGGACCUGCCCACUUCCAGACACGCCCACCUCUCCGAGCGCAUCAAAUCGGUGAAGGAAGCCAUGAUUUUGCCAGUGCAGAAUGAGGCUUAUGACCCGGCAGCCUCACCUGAAACGCCGGUUGAGGAUUUCAACUCUCACACAUAUGAGGAUAUCUUAGCAACGGCCAUCCUCAAUAAGGUGCUUGAAUCAUGUGAAGGCGAGAGGCCAGACGAGGUCACCAUAGAGGUCAGCCAUGAGGUUACCAGCACAGACACGGAUAGCGGGAUGUCAGGCGGGGCGAAGGAGAGCCGAAGAGGGCGGCUCAAGAGAGGAGAGCUGAGCGAGGGCGGGUCAGAGGGCAGCGAGGAGAGGUCACUCACCCCCCCUCGGAGGUCGUCGCGGCGCCCCCCUCCCGUCAGUCCGGACCAGGGCGUGGUGACGGACGACUCCUGGGCCCAAGCAGCUGCCGGGGACGGGCCGCCCUUGCAGUUUAAGAUCGAGGAACACGUCGAGGAGAUCACGACCCACCACCUGACGGACGACGACCACGACCUGGACGACCUCGACGACGAAGAAGUGAGCGACUCGGGCGGGUCGUGGCGGGGUUCCCGGUGUUCGCUGGACGACUCGCGGGAGAGGCGGCGGCGGGAGAAGGUGACCCGCACCGCCACCGUGGCCGAAGACGCCCUCCUGCCGUCGCUGAACAUCCCGCUGCCGGACCCGUCGCACCUCGCCUCCCGCAGAGUGUCCUUCCCAGAGCUCGGCGCCGACAUCGUGCACGAUUCCUGCUCGGACACGGACUGCUGCCAGGUGGAGCCCGGCGACAUGGUGAUGGACAACGACACUUGGGAGGAGAACUGGCUCUUCAGGCGCCAGCGACUGGUGCCUGGAGGAGGCGCAGCAGGAGGAGGCUUGGCGGCCAUUCACGACGCCGUUACGAUGCUCAUCCCCAACCCCGAGGCUCAUGUGCUGCCCACGGUCGGGAACAGGGACGUCGACGAGCUCUCCGAGUUGUCCGAGCAGCACUCCCUGGGGUCCGGAGAGCCCUGGAGUACGAGCGAGAGCGAGGGCGAGGGCGAGGGCGAGGACAGCUUCCUCCAGCAGCAGGCGUCGAAGGAACUAUGCGCUCUGGCAGGAGAGAUCGUCGCCGAGUUCGGGCAGAAGGACCAGGAAUACACCGUCGACUACAGCGUCCCCAGCCGCGUCUCCAGGAGCUUGGGGGGCGUGACGUCACCUCCCCACGCCCCUUCGCACCGCCUUCUCCCCGGCGAUUCCCCCACACGGGCGUCGCACCCUCAGUAUGUGGACAGGGGUCGCAGGGAAGAUCCGAGGGGCUUCGGCCAAGGGGAUCUCGAGGACGUCGAGAGAGACGCUAGGAGGUAUGCCACGCCCAGGAGUGACAGUGACGGACGCUGUGACGCGGAGAGACCGGUGCCAAAACCGAGAAAACUAUCUCUGGCCCCUCCAUCCCCAGCCAAGCACUCAGCCAAGUCCCCGGCGCAAUAUCUCCCUUCCCCCUCAGAGGACUUGAGUAUCUUAAGUCCCCCCCUUGAAGUUCCUAGCCCCAAAGUGGCCCUGCCCUCCAGUGACACCGUGUGGUUCGUGGCUGGCCCCGAGGACAGCACGGUGACUCACGGCCGCACGCUCAGGCUCGUUUGUCAGGUCAACACGAAGAGACCGAUGGGUCUCAGCUGGUACCACAACGGAGCCCUUAUUCCCUCUGGCGGUCGAGAUCACUGGCAGUGGCGACAGGGCUCCUACCACCACCUUCACGUGUUCGCCACCACGCACGACACUGCCGGGGUGUAUGCUGCUGCUGCCUACACUGCCAACGCCUGCGUCUGGGCCUUCUGCAGGGUGCACCACAAGUCCUCGUCUCGGCCUCAGAAGCGACCCUCGUUCACCAAGGGCCUGUCUGACGUGGUCGCUGAAGAAGGGAGCGAGGUGACCCUUCAGUGCCAGGUCACAGGUCAUCCCGAACCCCGCGUGACCUUUUCGCGAGGGUCAGAGAGACUUGUAGCCUCAUCGAAGGUCUUUAUUGAGAGUGACCAAUACGGCACAUGGACAGUGAAGUUGUCCGAAUGUGCGCAACACGACAGCGGGGAGAUCGUAGCCAGUGCCAGCAAUUUCAUGGGCACAGUUACAUCCCGGUGCCACGUCAGAAUAGUGCCGGAGGGAACGCCCAUACCCAGGGACGAAAUGGAUUCUCGUCGAUCUAUCCCGUCUUCGUCAAAGGCCGACCACCCCAGCGCCCCGGGCAGAAGGCACGCUUCCCACAAGGCCAGGUCCUCAGGCCAGGCCGCGACCAACAAGCACUCAGCACCAGCUUCAGCAAACACGUCGCCCCACCGAGUCCCGCAGGAUCCGCUGACCACCUCCUCGGGCGUGACCACAGACGCAGACGACCUGGACGAGAUCCUGCAGGUGCCCACGAAACCAGGUAGACGCCUUAAGACGCGUGGAUCCGCGUGUCCGAGUGCAGUAGACACACAGCAUGAUUCCAGGGCUGACGCCACCUCAGCAGAGCGGGACAGGCGAGAACUCGUUAGUCUGGCUUUGGCGAGGCUUGACAGUGAAGAUGAUCAUGACGAGGAUGAGGAUAGUGAUGAUGGUGUUUCCGGUCGGGGGGUGCAUGGCAGGAGUGUGACUCUGGGUCCUCUAGGUUCUUCCAGGACGAUGGUUGAGGGUGAGGGUGGGUGCGGUAGGGAGGAUAACGGUGGCGGUGCUGAGGAAACAGAAUUUCUCCCUAAGGGUCUCUCCGCUAGCCAGGAGCCUUCCUCCCCGCUGUGCCAGGAGGCUCGCAACGCCGCCUUCACUGAGCUAGAAUCCUCGCUAGUCUCCCCUCAAGGCACUCUUACUCUCGACCUUGACUAUUGCCCUUCAAGCCAUGACGACGAUUCCUCCUCUUCCUCCUCUUCAGAUGAGGACGUCCCAACCCUUCCUAGGAACCCCCCACCGCUAGGUCCAUCCCCUUCCUCCCCCUCUAAAGCUAACUCCCCCAGCUCUCCGCUAGGCUCCCACGCUCCCCCUCGCUCUAGCGCCUCGUCUCAUGCCUCUGGUGCUCCCUCACAACACCUCCGGGAGCAUGAGGACGAUCCCUUGGCUGAACACGAGGCUGAGGCCGUCACCACGUCGACACCCCAGCCAGGAACGAUAGCCGAGCGCGAGCACCGGAAGUGGGAGGCGGCGAUCCCCCUGGCCAACAACCCUUACGCUCCCGAGAGACUAGUGCAGCGCCUCUCGCACUCAAGGUCCUCCUCCACCACACACAUCCCGAGGGCUCUUAGAGUCGACUUCCCCGAGGACUCGCCGAAGGACCUGGACCCGAGCCUCCGCGCCGGCGUGCCCCCGCAGGCCGACCUCAAGCGGUACAGCCGCGACUACUACGUGGCGGCGCCGGCGGGCGGCUCCGGCUGGCAGAGGGGUCCCCAAGCGCAGCACGUCUCGCAGCAACCCCAGCCGCGGGCCUUCCAACCCCAGCUGGCCAACGGACACCACGUCUCCACCUCACGGUCGACGUCGGACCUCGUGAGCUCCCAGGUACACAUUCGGCUGACGACGGGCGUGAGCGAGAGCGCGGGCGACCUGAAGAAGGCGUAUCCUGGAGGAGCGACUGAGGAUCUGCUGCAGGAGGAGGAGGAGGACUCCAGCCAAUCGCAGGAGGGCGGGGCGAUCCGGGCUUCCAGACGCACUGAUUGGAAAGAUGAGCUCAGAGAUAUUCAGGCUGCCCGUGUUGAGCGCGAGGUAGCAAGGUUCCAGCGGACGAUCGACGAGACACAGCGGCGCUGGGAGGAGAACUACGCGCGCGCCGCACCCCGCUCCGUGCCCGCGACCGGUCACUCCGAUAGCUCGACGGAGGGACUUCACAACCCGCGACCUGCUGCCUACCUGGUGCCUCCUCGGCAUGAUCUGUGGCGGACAGUGAGCGUGGACACCCUCGGCGAGCCGGCGAGAGACAGGACGACGCUGCAGCCUCUCCUGCGCCACACCAGCGUCGACAACCUCAGGCCCUCGACGAAGGUGUCCAACCUGAACCCGCUCGGCCCCAACCCCCGGCAGAAUAGUAUGAACACAGUGAGUAGCCUGAGUAAUAUCAACCUGAGCAAUAACUGCGGCGGGAACAAGGCGGCGACGAGCUACCAGUCCCAUCCAGCGCACGGGCAGUCGGUCGAGAGCAUGAGCGGCUACAGCGACGGGGAGAGCCAUGGCGACGGCAACGACAGCGACGUGUCCACGAGCACGCCCGACAAGGUCCCCGUGCUGCCGUCGGUCAGGAAGUUGGCCUCGAAGUUCGACGUCGCGAGCAAAGAGAGGGUCAAUGACUUAGAUAAACAUGGGAAAGAUGGUUCUCUUGCAUUUAAUGGAAAGAAGAACAUCUUCAUUGAGAAAUCCUCCCCAACUGACCCGCCGUACAUCCGGAACCUCACCAACAACCUCAACAAGAGAACCGAGAAGACCUAUAACGUUAAGGAGGUGCAUAGCCUAACGGCGCGCUGCGUUCCCCGGCGAUUCCGCGAGGGCUUGAAGGAGCACCCUGCGAACGGCCACGUGACCUCGAAGACGCAGCCCAACCACACGUGUCCUUCUCCCAGACGCGACGCCCCUUCGCCUGAACACCUGGGCAUCCCGUGGGGUCCUGCAGCCAUCCCGGUCAGGCCCACGCAGGUGCACGGGGACACGAGCGACGACUCGUCUGCGCCCCCAGGUUCCCCGAGGCGCGUUCCCCGUCGGAGAAGCGGAGGACGUCGAGACACCCCAGGCUGGUACGCGAGACCCGAGUGCGGUUCCCUGACAGAUCCUGCGGUUCCAUUUGCUACUGACAGUGUUUGCUAAACUGGGACGAUUUCUUCUUAAAUGACUGUGCAGAUUAUAUACGUAUACCUAUAUAUUUUACAAAAAAAAACAACACACUUUUCAUCUGUCCUUAAAAUGAAUAAAAACACACCACAAUAAAAAAAAUAACCUCAAUAUUCAAAGUUCUUGAUAAAGAAAGGCAUUCUUUAUUCUCAUAGAACUGCUUUUAUAAAUGAAGAUUCAUGAGAAAUCCUCAUGAUUUGACAUAAAGCGACCUCUCCCACUGCCUCUGUGAAACACGACAACUCGACGUCCCCAUGAGAGGUCCAGCCCAAGUGAUGUGCAAUUAUAUGCUGCCAUAGCCAUACAUAUCACCUUCACAUUCAUGAAAGAACUGUAACCAAAAAAGAUGUCAACUGCCGUUUUAUAAAACAAAAGUGGAUCAUAAGGCCAUUUACAUUUGAAACAUGAAUAACACAAAAAUGUAAUACAAUGCAACCAGUCAAAUCAGUAACGUGGUCGACAAUAAAUGAUGAUUACUAUGUCAGUAUUUUAGAAUAUGAGACAGUACUCUGUAGUGUUGCUAAAGGAGAAAGUAUAGUGAAAUAGCUAAAUAGCUCCUGGACUUCAAGUGACUCUGCAUAAUAUUGAGUGUGAGGUGUGUAAAUAUGUGAAAGAAAAUCAUCACACGAUAUGGGUUACACUUUUUUUCUUCCUCAGAAUUACCUAUUCUGUAAAAAUAUAAUCUUCUCUAUGAAGGUGUGUAUAUAUUUAAAAUGUAUUUGAUACAAAAUGAAAUGUACUACAGCUAAUAUGUAUACCACAGCUAAUGCAAUUACUGUACUGAAUGUAGUUUUCAGUAGACAAGCUUAUGGUAUUGAAUAGAGGUGCCUCAAGUCAAGGGAUAACUGUUCUUGUAAAAUGAUGUAAUUGAAAGUUCACUUUAAGUACUGCAGUCUUUAACAUAAUCACCUGUUUCAGUUUAAAUUCUUGAUUGUCACUUCAGUAUGGAAAAAUGGUAUGGAAAAUAUAGAAAUUUUUAGAUUAUAAGGUGAUUUGUGAUUGGCAACUGUGAUCAAACUCAGCAUGGUGGUAACAGAUAACGUUUAUAUGAUGUUGAAUAGUGUGUACGUCUAUUUUUCAUAAACUGUGUACUUUCUGUAUGAAAAAGAUACCUUUGUUGAUAACUCUAAAUGUAAUGGUGCCUUUAAGGAGUAUAUUGUAACUAAAUGCCUUAUAUGUUAGUGAUUAUGUUGUAUUAUAAAUGAUAGAUUACAAUCAAUAUUUUAGUGUUGUAUAGUCAAUUAAAAGAACAAGCUCAGAUGACCCAUGUACUUACAAAUUCAUAAAAUGAAAAAAAAUCAUUGCUUUCCGUUAUUCGCAUAUCUGUAAGAGCAAAAUUUAAACCCUCAAAAAAUGUAAGAAUUAGUAUAUGCAUUUUAAGGUUUAUAGCUACUAAGCAUAUCCUUAAUUCUGGUGUGUUUCUGAGAGGGCAAUGUAAGUAUUUCUCAGAAAAGAGUUUAAAUUGACAAGAACAUAUAUUAUAUCAUGUACUAUGGACUUACAUUUAUGAAUAGUUUCCAUUACAGAUCGAAUAUUAUUACACUUUUUUAUUAUGUACAGAAGAUAUCAUUGCUCAUUGCUUUCCAUAUUUCAGUCCAAUGGCACAGAUAGAAACUCUGAUUUACAAUUGCCUUUGUAUCAGUAUUAAAUGUCUUCUUUGAUGUAUGCAUCCUGAUUUCUGGUUUCAAGUGCCAUACUGCAAACAUCAUUUAUUUCAUUUCCUUUUCAGCCUUUAUUUUAUGCUGCUUACUCAAUAGUAGUGUUAUUUCCAAAACUCAAGAAAACUUCCUUAUUACUCAAAUAUAUAGACUCCUUA
Messenger RNA from Penaeus chinensis, 8428 nucleotides. RefSeq lists its product as uncharacterized. The transcript has 24 exons. The coding region runs from base 859 to 6588 and encodes 1909 amino acids. NCBI's taxonomy places the organism in Eukaryota, Metazoa, Arthropoda, Malacostraca, Decapoda, Penaeidae. The record is from RefSeq and is a predicted model, not a curated record.